AUGACGACCUUUUUAGAGAGCGCAUACAGCUUGGUCCACCAGGACAAUGCCGCCGACGUCCCUUCUCAGAAUGACUUCAAGAACGCCUUGGAGAAGGGCUCGGAUGAGCAGAAGAUUGAGACCAUGAAGAAGGUCCUCUCAAUCAUGCUCAACGGCGAUCCCCAGACCGGCUUGCUCAUGCACAUAAUACGAUUCGUCAUGCCCUCGAAAUCGAAGCCCUUAAAGAAGCUCAUGUACUUCUUCUUCGAAGUGUGCCCAAAAUAUGAUGCCUCAGGGAAGCUGCGACAGGAGUGGAUUUUGGUCUGCAAUGCCAUUCGAUUCGACUUGCAGGCACCCAACGAAUACGUGCGAGGGAAUACAUUGCGCUUUGUAACGAAAUUGCGGGAUGCUGAGCUUGUAGAGCCUCUUCUUCAGCCUGUACGACAAUGCCUCACACACAGACACGCCUACGUGCGAAAGAACGCAACUUUCGCUAUCGCGUCUAUUUUCACACAUCUACCUGAACUUCUUCCAGACGCACCUGAUCUGCUCGUCACCUUCCUUGACGACGAAAACGACGCGACCUGCAAGCGCAACGCUUUCGCCGCUCUUGUCUCAAUCAGCCACGAAAAAGCAUUAGAAUACUUGAGCACUGUCUUCGACUCUAUCCCCAACCACGAUGAGCUGGUACUGCUUGCCGAAUUGGAGUUUAUCCGGAAAGACGCCAUUAGCAACCCCCAGAACAAGGCACGGUAUUUGCGGCUGAUCUUUGAUCUGCUAGAGUCCAGCAUGUCAACGGUUAUCUACGAAGCUGCGCACGCACUCACCACUCUUACUUCCAAUCCCGUAGCUGUCAAGGCAGCCGCAGGAAAGUUUGUGGAACUCGCUGUCAAGGAGCCUGACAAUAACGUGAAGCUUAUUGUUCUGGAGCGCGUAGACCAACUGCGUCAAAAGAAUGAGGGUGUUUUGGAUGAUCUCACUAUGGAAAUUCUCCGUGUCUUGUCAAGCCCGGACUUGGAUGUGCGGAAGAAGGCGCUCAACAUCGCACUGGAAAUGGUCACAAGCCGCAAUGUCGAAGAGGUGGUCCUGUUGCUCAAGAAGGAACUGGUCAAGACUGUCGAUGAACAAUACGAGAAGAACUCCGAGUAUCGGACACUGCUCAUCUCCGCCAUCCACCAGUCAGCGAUCAAAUUCCCAGAAGUCGCUGCAAGUGUUGUCGGAUCGCUCAUGGAUUUCAUCUCCGAUGUCAGCAGCAACGCAUCUGCCGUGGAUGUUAUCUCUUUCGUAAAAGAGGUCGUUGAGCGUUUUCCAGAUCUCAGGGCAUCGAUCGUCCAGCGCCUUGUUACCACCUUGGGUGAGGUCCGCGCAGGAAAAGUCUACCGCGGUGUCCUUUGGAUCAUUGGAGAGUUCUCGCUGGAAGCUAAGGACAUUCGAGACGCGUGGAGAGGUAUCCGCGCAUCGCUCGGCGAAAUUCCUAUCCUGAGCUCGGAGCAGAGGCUGCUGGACGAGGCAUCAGAAGGCAAGGAACCUGUCGAACAAGUAAACGGCCAUGCCAAACCUGCAGCGCCCUCUGGUUCACGCAAAGUGCUCGCAGAUGGCACAUAUGCCACCGAAAGUGCGCUCACAUCAUCUGCCGCUGCCAAAGCCAAACUCGAAGCCGUCAAAAACUCCCAGAAACCUCCGCUCCGCCAGCUUAUUCUCGAUGGCGAUUACUAUCUCGCGGCUGUACUGUCCAGCACUCUUACCAAGCUCGUCAUGCGCAUCUCAGAGAUCUCACAGGAUACCGCUCAAACUAAUCGUCUCAGGGCAGAGGCUAUGCUCAUCAUGAUCUCCAUCAUUCGCGUUGGCCAGUCACAAUUUGUCAAGACAUUCAUCGACGAAGACUCUGUCGACCGCAUUAUGUCUUGCGUGCGAUCACUGUCCGAAUUUGCGCAGAAGAAGGAGCUUGAAGCUGUCUACCUCGAAGACACACGAAAGUCUUUUAGGAUUAUGGUCCAAGCAGAGGAAAAGAAGCGAGCAGCGAAAGAAGCAUCCGAGAAGGCGAAGUCUGCAAUCAACGUUGACGAUUCAUUCUCGAUAAGACAGCUCAAGAAGAAGGAUGCAGAGGGUCUGGACGAGGUUGCAGAAGACCUCGAACGAGCAACUGGUGGUGACACAGCCACGGAAGAUAUCACAUCGAAGCUUAGCCGGGUGCAGCAACUCACAGGCUUCUCGGAUCCGGUCUACGCUGAAGCCUACAUCAAGGUACAUCAGUUCGACAUUGUCCUGGACGUAUUGCUGGUCAACCAAACUACCGAAACUCUUCAGAACCUGACUGUCGAGUUCGCCACGCUUGGCGACCUCAAGGUUGUCGAACGGCCGCCUACGCAGAAUGUUGGCCCACACGAUUUCAUCAACCUCCAAGCCACCAUCAAAGUUUCUUCUACUGACACUGGUGUCAUUUUUGGUAACAUCAUAUACGAAGGUGAAAAGGGCGUCGACUCCAACGUCGUUAUCCUCAACGAUGUACACAUCGACAUCAUGGACUACAUCAAGCCUGCAAACUGCACGGAGACCCAAUUCCGAACAAUGUGGACCGAGUUCGAAUGGGAGAACAAGGUUAACAUCAACUCCAAGGCCAAGUCACUGCGCGAUUUCCUCAAGCAGCUCAUGGCAUCCACCAACAUGUCUUGCCUUACGCCAGAGGCGAGUAUGAAGGGUGAUUGCCAGUUUUUGUCUGCGAACCUGUAUGCUAGGAGUGUGUUCGGUGAGGAUGCGUUGGCCAACUUGAGCAUUGAACAGGAAGGUAGCAACGGACCGAUUACAGGUUUCGUCAGGAUUCGGUCGAGAAGUCAGGGAUUGGCGCUCAGUUUGGGGAGCUUGAAGGGUUUAAAUAAGUGA
This is a messenger RNA of Didymosphaeria variabile, 2859 nucleotides long. It is a transcript of the gene SEC26, whose product is annotated as coatomer subunit beta. Lineage: Eukaryota; Fungi; Ascomycota; Dothideomycetes; Pleosporales; Didymosphaeriaceae. Bases 1 to 2859 code for a protein of 952 amino acids. Gene Ontology annotation, biological process: intra-Golgi vesicle-mediated transport; intracellular protein transport; endoplasmic reticulum to Golgi vesicle-mediated transport. Gene Ontology annotation, cellular component: cytoplasm; COPI vesicle coat. Gene Ontology annotation, molecular function: structural molecule activity. The record is from RefSeq and is a predicted model, not a curated record. The transcript is spliced from 8 exons.